GGAUUAGAGAAUAUAUGAUAUAUAUACGCUAUUUAUGAGCAUAUUCUAUUUAAAAAAAAUCUGGUAAAUUCCAAUAGAUAGAUCUAUCCAGUUGAACUAUAGUUUGAAGCAAAUUAGUUGAGUCACUAUUUAAGCUUAGACAUCUAUGUGUUUUAAAUGAUAGAUUUUCUAUUUCACUAAUUACUUCUAGAAACAGGACAUAGUAACAUUUUCUUAAAGGGUUGUUAUCUCCUUUUCGUUGAAGAAUCGUAUAAAAGGUGAUUUCUUCAAAUUUAAUCAAGAAUAAGGUCGUUGAAUUUUUGUGCGUACAUGAUCGUUGCGAAGUAUGAAACUUCUGGACUACCACCGAUAAUUCUGCUAAUUUUUAAACUUUCAUAGCCAAUGCCAUUACACAAUUAUUCACUGAUGAAUCCUUGAAAGUUCGACAUAUGUAUUGGGUAUUUCAGCAGCAUUCAAACCAAGUUCGCUUAAUAUUAAGUAGAAAAUUGUGUACGACUAUUCGAAGGAUUUAUGCCUGAUACUUUCCUAAGAAUACUGCUUCAUAUAUAUUUUCAAAAUAUGGACUACACCUGGCUUAUAAAAUAUUUUUUUCUCUCAAAACACGAUUUAUAUGUUGCUUAAUUUCCUUCUUAUUGUUCAUAUGUGCUUUUUUUACAAAAAAAUAAAUAUACGUAAAUAUCAGGAAGAUGACCACCAAACGUCGCAAUCACGGUCGCGCGAAGCCGCCGCACAGCCGCGGGCGCGUUAAACCAGUGCACUGCUUCAACUGCGGCCGUCUGACACCGAAGGAUAAGGCUGUGGGCCGCUUUGUGGUGCGUCGGAUGUUAGACGCCGCCUCGGCCCGCGACGUGGCGGAGGCCUCCCCGAUCUACAGCGUAGGUUUCCCGAUGCCAAAGCUCUACAUGAAGCAGCGUUUCUGUAUCGCGUGCGCGAUUCACAAUCGCACUGUGCGUGCGCGCCCUGUGAAAAACCGUAAGAUCCGCCACACCUGCAAAGUUCCAUACCGUCCGGCCACCAAAAAGUAAGUGCUUGCAUUUAAAGUACAAUUGGUAAACUUCUUUUCCAUCAUUUUAUAAAUUUAUAAAAAUGACAUCUGUAUAUAUCAAUUCUACUAAAA
Messenger RNA from Phytomonas sp. Hart1, 1117 nucleotides. The record is from the annotation of a GenBank genome assembly. NCBI's taxonomy places the organism in Eukaryota, Euglenozoa, Kinetoplastea, Trypanosomatida, Trypanosomatidae.